Marchantia polymorpha subsp. ruderalis is the source of this 1902-nucleotide messenger RNA. NCBI's taxonomy places the organism in Eukaryota, Viridiplantae, Streptophyta, Marchantiopsida, Marchantiales, Marchantiaceae. The record is from the annotation of a GenBank genome assembly.
GAGGAAGAUCACAUAUCUUCGCGUUGAUGCGCCCCUGUGCGGUUGCUUCUCGGAGAGACGCGACGGGGUGACCCUCGUGCAGCAGCAUUGCAGUGGUCACUCCGUCGAAUUGUGUCGUCGGGGACCCGGGAAUCCGCACCCAUGCGCAGGGAACGACGCAGUUGACAGGAAUUGCCCCUUUUUUCUUCGCCUCCGGCUGCAUCUUGUGCGGCAUCCCGGUUUUCUUUCUUGCCGCGCACCCCGUCGCGCGGAGGGAGCAGAAUUCUAGGGUUACCCGCCUUGCUACCGUAGUCCGAGGAAUUCGCGCACUCGAGCGAGCGUCGCGGUGAGGAGCGAAUUCUGUUCAUUUCUGUGGAAGGCCAGGAGGAGAUCGAGAAGAGGAGAGGCCCGAGCGUUUCCGCAUGGCUUCUCUCGCUGCUGCGUCUGUGCAGGAUUCUCCACCGUCGGCCUCGUCGCAGCAGCAGCAGCAGUCAGUGAAACCCGUCAAACGCAGCGAUACAACGAUUCCUCCGUAUUUCAAAGCGCUCUCUGGCUCGCUGGGCGGCGUCGUGGAAGCCGGCUGCCUCCAACCCAUCGACGUGAUCAAGACGCGGCUUCAGCUGGAUCACGCCAAACAGUAUAAGGGAAUUUGGCACUGCGGAUCGACCACGAUUCAGUCGGAGGGAGUGCGAGCGCUAUGGAAAGGAUUGACUCCGUUCGCAACGCAUUUGACAUUGAAAUAUACUCUGCGAAUGGGCACCAACGCCGUUCUGCAAACAGCCCUCACCGAUCCCAAAACAGGACAUCUGAGCAACGGAGGUCGUAUGGUGGCCGGAUUCGGAGCGGGCGUCCUGGAAGCGCUAGUCAUUGUCACUCCCUUCGAGGUGGUGAAAAUUCGACUGCAGCAGCAACGAGGCCUGUCGGCUGAUCUUCUCAGGUACAAGGGCCCCGUGCACUGCGCCACGUCCAUCGUUCGCGAAGAGGGCGUGCUGGGCCUGUGGGCAGGGGCUGCCCCGACGGUGAUGCGCAACGGGACGAAUCAGGCCGUCAUGUUCACGGCGAAAAACUUCUGCGACAGAGUGUUGUGGAAGAAAAAAGAAGGCGAUGGCCAGACGCUUCUGCCGUGGCAGUCGAUGAUCUCGGGAUUCCUCGCAGGAGCCGCUGGGCCCGUGGCCACAGGACCUUUCGACGUGGUCAAAACCAGGUUGAUGGCGCAAACUCGGUACGCCGUGGCGGGAGUCGACGAACGCACUCGCUACACGGGCAUGGUGAACGCCAUCCAGCGAAUUGCCGUCGAGGAGGGCCCCAGAGCUUUGUGGAAAGGUCUUCUGCCACGGUUGAUGAGGAUUCCUCCCGGCCAGGCCAUCAUGUGGGCUGUCGCCGAUCAAGUGACCGGGCUGUACGAGCGGCGGUUCCUGCAGCCCGCUUCUUGACUGCUCCUCCGCUCUCCUCGAGUGAUUGAAAAACAUUUUUGUUCUCGGCAAUUUUGCUCGUUUCUUAGACUUUGAUUGCACUUUCUGCCCGUGGCAUAUAUCCGCAGGCGUAACUGUCCUACACCAUAUCCCCGGCCCCGACUAGCGAGUUUUGUAUUCAGACUGUGACAUGUGCCGGAAGAGAGGAAAAGCACUAUAGACUCUCAAGUGGUAGAACUAUCUGAGAACUGUCAAGGAUGCUGGAGACCGAGCUCCAUCUCCACCAGGCCAUCGAUGUCUUUAGCCAAUUAUUUGGUCAUGCGACUCAUCGUUGCGGAGUCUUUAGUCGGCUCCGUGUUCACGUGACCCAUAGUGGAACUGAGCAUCUGCUCACAUGUUGUAACAAGAAUGCUUAGUGUUAGUAAAGUUGAGACCCUGUCUUUCUGCGAGAGAACCAUGAGUGUCAGCUCUGGUUCCAGUAGGCAAAGUCGGCAGAGUGGUUAUUCCCAUC